GGCAGAUUAGGAGGCGGGGGCAUGAGUCAGGGGUUUGGAGCUGCCCCCGGGGUGCCGGAGCAGGCCUGUGCUGUUAGAGCAGCUGGGAACUCCGCUGGUCGCAGAGGGCACCGGGAGCUACAGGACUUCGCUGAGGGACCCCAAGGCUCCUGAGCAGGGACCCGAGGUACGGGUUAUGCUGGGGGCUUGGAUCACCGUGGACAACAGGACACUCAGGACAGAGCCAUGGGGGACAUACAGGAUGACUUUGAGGAAGUGCUGGAAAUCCCAGAGCAGGAGGACAGUGAAAAAGUACUAGAGAAGAUUCUAGAGCAAGAGCAAUAUGAAGACCUGGACAUUUCCGUGCUCCAAGUGGAGGAGCCCCAAGCUCUUUCCACCGAGCCAACAGACACAGACUACACCCCUGCCACCCCUGCCACUCCUGCCACAACGCACCCAAGUGAUCUUGAGGCCUACGUGGAGUUGCAGGAGCUGGUGAUGGACCAGAAGAACCAGGAGCUGCAGUGGGUGGAAGCAGCACACUGGGUGGGGCUGGAGGAGAACCGUGGGGAAGACGGGGCCUGGGGCCGCCCGCACCUGCCCUACCUCACUUUCUGGAGCCUCCUGGAACUACAGAGGGCCUUUGCCAAGGGCACCGUCCUCCUGGACCUGCGGGAGUCUUCCUUGGCUGGAGUGGCUAACCAGCUGCUGGAUAGCUUCAUCUAUGAGGAUCAAAUUCGGCCUCAAGACCGAGAGCAGCUGUUCCGGGCCCUGCUGCUCAAACGCAGCCAUGCUCAAGACCUGAAGAUGCUGGAGGGGGUGAAGCCCGCUGUCCUGACGCGCUCUGGGGACCCUUAUCAGCCUCUGCUCCCCCAACAGCCAUCACUGGAGACAAAGCUCUUCUGUGAGCAGGGAAAGGGGGACCCAGAAGGGCACUCACCAUCUGGAAUUCUGGGAAAGAUUCCUCCAAAUUCAGAGACUACCCUGGUGCUUGUGGGCCGCGCUGCCUUUUUGGAGCAGCCAGUACUGGGCUUCGUGCGUCUGGAGGAGGCAAGAGAGUUGGAGGAUCUGGAGCUGCCUCAGCCUGUGCGUUUCUUCUUUGUGUUACUGGGACCUGAGGCCCCCCACACUGACUAUAUCCAGCUAGGCCGGGCUGCUGCCACACUCAUGACAGAAAGGGUGUUCCGCACAAAUGCUUACCUAGCCCAGAGCCGGAGGGAGCUGGUACACCACCUGGAAGGCUUUCUGGACUGCAGCUUGGUGCUGCCUCCCACAGAUGCCCCCUCUGAGCAGGCCCUACUCAGUCUGGUGCCCGUGCAGAAGGAGCUGCUGAGGAGGCACUACCUGCCCAGCCCUGCCAAGCCAGACCCCAGUUUCUACAAGGGCCUAGACUUGAAUGGGGGCCCAGGGGUCCCUGGGGGCCCAGAUGACCCUCUGCAGCGGACAGGUCUGCUCUUUGGAGGCCUGGUGCGUGACAUCCGGCGCCGCUACCCCUACUAUCUAAGUGACAUCACGGAUGCACUCAGCCCCCAGGUCCUGGCUGCUGUCAUCUUCAUCUACUUUGCUGCCCUGUCACCUGCCAUCACCUUCGGAGGCCUCCUGGGAGAGAAGACCCGGAACCAGAUGGGGGUAUCGGAAUUGCUCAUCUCCACUGCCGUACAGGGCAUUCUCUUUGCCCUCCUGGCUGCUCAGCCUCUGCUUGUGGUUGGCUUCUCAGGACCCCUGCUGGUGUUUGAGGAGGCCUUCUACUCGUUCUGUGAGAGCAACAACCUGGAGUAUAUCGUGGGUCGUGCAUGGAUCGGCUUCUGGCUCAUCCUGCUGGUGGUGCUGGUGGUGGCCUUUGAGGGCAGCUUCCUGGUCCGCUACAUAUCCCGCUACACUCAGGAGAUCUUCUCCUUCCUCAUCUCCCUCAUCUUCAUCUUUGAGACUUUCUCCAAGCUGAUCAAGAUCUUCCAAGACUACCCUCUGCAGGAGAGCUAUGCCCCCGUUGUGAUGAAGCCAAAACCUCAGGGCCCUUUGCCCAAUACAGCCCUCUUCUCCCUUGUGCUCAUGGCUGGUACCUUCUUAUCUGCCAUGAUGCUACGCAAGUUCAAGAACAGCUCCUACUUCCCUGGCAAGUUGCGUCGAGUCAUUGGGGACUUUGGGGUCCCCAUCUCCAUCCUGAUCAUGGUCCUGGUAGAUUCCUUCGUCAAGGAUACCUACACGCAGAAACUCUCAGUGCCUGAUGGCCUCAAGGUGUCCAACUCCUCAGCUCGGGGCUGGGUCAUCCAUCCGCUGGGCUUAUACAGUCACUUCCCCAUCUGGAUGAUGUUUGCCUCAGCCCUGCCUGCCCUACUGGUCUUCAUCCUCAUAUUUCUUGAAUCUCAGAUCACCACGCUGAUUGUCAGCAAACCUGAGCGCAAGAUGGUGAAAGGCUCCGGAUUCCACCUGGACCUGCUGCUGGUCGUGGGCAUGGGCGGGGUGGCUGCCCUCUUUGGGAUGCCCUGGCUCAGCGCCACCACUGUGCGUUCUGUCACCCACGCCAAUGCCCUCACAGUCAUGGGCAAGGCUAGUGCCCCGGGGGCUGCAGCCCAGAUUCAGGAGGUCAAGGAGCAGCGGGUCAGCGGGCUCCUAGUCUCUGUGCUUGUGGGCCUCUCCAUCCUCAUGGAGCCCAUCCUGUCCCGCAUCCCUCUGGCUGUGCUGUUUGGCAUCUUCCUCUACAUGGGGAUCACAUCCCUCAGUGGCAUUCAGCUCUUUGACCGCAUCUUGCUCCUAUCCAAGCCAUCCAAGUACCACCCGGACGUGCCCUAUGUCAAGCGGGUGAGGACCUGGCGCAUGCACCUGUUCACAGUCAUCCAGAUCAUCUGCCUGGUAUUGCUGUGGGUGGUGAAGUCCACACCUGCCUCCCUGGCCCUGCCUUUUGUCCUCAUCCUCACUGUGCCCCUGCGACGCCUCCUGCUGCCCCUCAUCUUCAGCAAGCUGGAGCUCCAGUGUCUGGAUGCAGAUGAUGCCAAGCCGACCUUUGACGAGGAGGAAGGUCGGGAUGAAUAUGAUGAAGUGCCCAUGCCUGUCUGAUGGGCAAACCCAAGCCCCCGAAACCUUCCCAGGAAAAGCAGAAAUUCAUAGGCAUCUCAUGAACUCCCCAAGGCUGUGGGUGGGGAAGGAAAGAGUGUCUAGGAAAUCUUCCACACAAGGUGCACUGGCUUUUCUGGCUGGAGAUGGCCACGGGGUCACAUCCUGGGAUUUGGCCCACAGUCCCUCAUAUGGCCACACUGCUGCAAGGGGACCCCAUGCCCAAAGACAGCUAUCGGCCUUGUCUCUUAAUGGCACAGGUGUGGCAGUACCAGAGGUGGGGGGUUGGAGAAUGUUCAAAUUCCUGCUGGCUGUGUGACCUUGGGCAAGUCCUUUGACCUCUCCAGCUUCUGCUUCCCCUUCUGCAAAAUGAGUACAUUGAUAAUAACAUCCAUGGUACAGGAAAGUCUCCCAGGACCAAAGGUAAAUGUGAAAAAGUGCUUUGUGAUCUCUGAAAGGACUGUCCUAUAGUAGUCAUCUUUCUCCUUCAGGCCUGCCCAAGGCCAACAGCCAGAAUUUGAACCAGGCCUUCUGAUUUGGAGGGCACAGCUCUGUCCUCUGUCCAUCACCUGCAUUCCUUUCUCAGAAGUGCCCCUGCUGACCCCUCCCUUGCCUCUCUGUCCCAACCCCAUGCUGAGACCCUCUCCUCUGUGACCAGAGAGGUGUCCUGUCUAGGACAAGUUACAGGUGAGGCUACAGAUGAGGGAGUGGGGCUCAGGACUCCUAAGUAGCUGCUCCCUGCUGCCAAGCACUCAUUCAUUCACUCACUCACUCCACAGCCAUCUUCUGAGGGCCUGGGACCCUGGGGACACAGAGGGAACUGAAACGAGACCCAGCUUUGGGGUGGAGGCGGGGGCAAUGCCCACUCUGUUCUGGGGA
Messenger RNA from Castor canadensis (American beaver), 3909 nucleotides. It is a transcript of the gene Slc4a1, whose product is annotated as solute carrier family 4 member 1 (Diego blood group). NCBI's taxonomy places the organism in Eukaryota, Metazoa, Chordata, Mammalia, Rodentia, Castoridae. Gene Ontology annotation, cellular component: basolateral plasma membrane; plasma membrane. The record is from RefSeq and is a predicted model, not a curated record. Gene Ontology annotation, biological process: monoatomic anion transport; regulation of intracellular pH; transmembrane transport. Gene Ontology annotation, molecular function: solute:inorganic anion antiporter activity; bicarbonate transmembrane transporter activity; monoatomic anion transmembrane transporter activity.